This is a messenger RNA of Drosophila takahashii, 923 nucleotides long. RefSeq names its product MAPK regulated corepressor interacting protein 2. Lineage: Eukaryota; Metazoa; Arthropoda; Insecta; Diptera; Drosophilidae. The record is from RefSeq and is a predicted model, not a curated record.
CCAACCCAGCUGCGGUCACACUGCUGCUAAAGAGAAAAGAUUCGUACGGAAUAUAAAUAACUUUUCGACGAUAAACAAGACCACUUGGAGGGCUUUAUUUUACACAAGGACCCGGCAAUAUGGAUCGCAAUAACGGACGGUAUCCCUACAAUAUAAGGCGCCAGAACAGCGGACACAAUCCGUCGCACAGCUACCAUCAUCACCACAACAACAAUUCGGUUGCGGGGGCGUCGAAUUCUCCGGGCUACAACAAUCACAGCGCCGGAAGCUCUCCGUCCGUCGGUGCGCACAACAACAGCAAUGCUCUCUAUGCGACAGCCGCCGGACAACAACAACAACAACCACAGAGCCUGCCCAUCUCGCAGCACGACGAGCUGAUCCGAUAUAUCCGGGAGGCAUGGAAUAAGGUCUAUGAACAGAGCCCACCUGUGCUCUACUGCAACGAAUCUGAUAAUCAGCUGAAAAACUUCAAGCCAUUCGAUCUGGAGGAGUACUGGGGCCAGCGGCUGGUGCAGAACAUUCACGUGACCACCACGCAGGCUGGGGGACACCAGUAGAAACGGGAAUCUUACAGCGGACAACGGCAUGUGCUUCAUGUGGUAACAAUUAAUUAAAUUAUACAUUUAAAGGGGUGCCAGCUCCUCCCCCCGAUUAUUGACUAGUUUCCAUGCGAUUGGAAUUUACAUUUAUGUGUUUGUUUGCGACCUGCUUUGGACUUAUAUUGUGUGUAAAAAUUUAUUAAAAUCCACUGCCAGCUGAAAGGCAAAUAUUGUAUUCAAUAAAGCGACGAUUGGCUAACGAUUUUACCCCAAUGGCACCCUGAAUCUAGCAUGCUAUCUGCAUUUAAGUGUUGUGCAUUAAGCGCGCUUAAAAUUUGACCAGAACAACAAUAAACAAUCUAGAUCGUAGACAAAUUGAAAACA